Molecule: messenger RNA, 4763 nt
Organism: Apis cerana (Asiatic honeybee)
Lineage: Eukaryota; Metazoa; Arthropoda; Insecta; Hymenoptera; Apidae
Product: repetitive organellar protein
Biological process (GO): attachment of mitotic spindle microtubules to kinetochore
Cellular component (GO): Ndc80 complex
Source: RefSeq, a predicted model, not a curated record
AUUAAAAUAUUAUAUAAACACUUGUGUUAUUUGUAUUCAUAUUACUAAUCUUAUAUCUUACAUAUCUAUGAUUAACGUUGAAAUUCAAAAUGUUUGAUUUUAAAGUAAAUACUUUGAAUAUUAAAACUUUCAAUAUUUUAAUAUAAUUCGUAUUUUAAUAAUUUUUUAAUAAAAAAGUAUAAUUUGUUUGAUCAAAAUGUCGAGUUAUUCUAUAGGACGUAGAUCAUCUACGAAUCCUGUAAGAAUAUCUCUACUUGAUAGAGAAGAUAAAAGUUUGACAAGAACAGAAUCUAGAAGAACACAAACAUUAAAACCAAAAAAUUCUAUUUCUUCAGUUGAAAAUUCUCAUAUUCCAAGACCUCGAAUUCGAGCUUCUUCUUGUGAUAGAAUAAAUAUCAAAGGCUCAUUAUUAAAAGCAACAGAUAAAACUUUAUUUGUAGGUAAAACUUCAUUUUGUCAUGUACCAACAACUCCAAAUACACCAAAUAUUGGCAAAUCUUCCAGUCAUCAUACAUUUGGAAGUUCAAAUAAAAUUCAUGCAGGACUUCCUACAGGUCGUAGAUCUUUAUCAGCUGAUCGUGCUAGCAAUAUUGGUGCAAAAGGCUCUAGAAAGGAUACAAGGCCUUUAACAGACAAGACAUAUCAGGCUUAUAUGCUUAAUAAAAUUGAUAAUUUUCUUUCCAUAAAUCAUUGUUCUUCGAUGGUUAAUACUAAUAACAGCUUUAAACCAGUUACUUUGAAAAUGUUUGUUGAAGUUUCUGCAUAUUUAUUAAAAAUAUUAGAUAUUAAACAAAUUCUUACAAUUUCCAAUUAUGUGGAAGAAUUGCCAAAAAUUGCAAAAAAACUGCAUUAUCCAGGAAUAAUUAACAAAUCUUGGUUAAAAACUGCUAAUGCUAUGCAUUCCUGGCCAAAUGUUUUAGGUUGGAUAUGCUGGUUAGUAGAAAUUUGUGAAAUAAGAAAGAUAGCUCUUGAGAAGUAUAAUUUAAAUAAUCUAUCAUUUAUGGGAAAUGAACAGGAAGCUAAAAUUAAUAAAAAUGCUUUUUUUUCAAUGUUGAAUUUUUAUAAUGCCUGGAAUGAUGAGAAACUUGAUGAGGAAGCAUCAAUGGUAGAAAAAUAUUUACAAGAAGUAGAAGAACAACAAGGUAUAAGUGAAGAAAAUUUGAAUAAUGCACGUUUUGAAUUAGAAAAAGAAAUGCUUAAACAGCAGGAAGCUGAAGAAAAUUUAAAUAAAAUAAACGAAGAAGUUAAACAUCUACAGGAAGUAUUCUUAUCUUUGCAAAAUGAUGAAACAAAGCAAUUGAGUGAUAUCAAUGCAAAAGAGGAAUAUAUAAAAACAAUUAAUUUUGAAACAGAUCAAUUAAAUGCUGAAUGCAAUAUAUUGAGUGAACAAAUUUGUUUACAAAAAAAACAGCAUGAUGAAUUACUUUCUACAAUUAAACAACAACCAAUGUCCAAAAUAGAUAGGGAUAAAAUUUUAGAAAAAUGUACAGAAAUUCAAAAUUACAUACAUCAAUUUGAUGAACACUUAAAAGAAAUACAGAAAGAAUUAUAUACAAUGGAUAUUAAAUUGGCAUUUAAUAAUAAUGAAAUAACUAAAUCAGUACUAACAUAUAAUAAUGAAAUAUUUAUGCAUUUUAGUGGUAAUAUAGAUAUAAAUUUAGAAGAAUUAAAGAUGCCAGAAAAAGGUAUAUUGAAACCUGAAAUUAUGGAAAUAUUAAAAGUUAAAGCUAAUUUAAUGAAUGAUUUGAAAGAAUUAUUGAAAUCAGAAAUUAUUGAAAAAGAACGCUUAUCAGAAACAAAUUUUAACGAAUUAGAAAAUCUACAGGAGAAAAUGAAAAUUUUAGAAGAUGAAAAUAGUGACAUUAUUAACAAAAUUAAAGAAAAAAAAAGUCUUAUAAAUAAAAUUAAAACUGAUGCAAAACACGAAGAAACAAAAUUAAGAGAACAAAUAAAGAAAUUGCAAAAUGAAAUUAAGGAAAUUCAAGAUUCAAUGCCAAAUACACAAGAACUUGCUGCAGAAUUAGAAGAAACAGGGGAUAAACUAGAUGCAGUUCAGAGAAGGAAAGCAUAUAUAGAAGAAUCUGCUAAGCUAUUUUUUGAUAAAUUUUAUGAGACAUUAGGAGAGCAUAGAAAUGAAGUUUAUAAUAUAUUAAUAAAACUUAAUAAUUAUUAUUUUAGCAUAAUGAGCAACAAAAUAAACGCUGCUAGUAAAAGUAUUGCUAUAUCUAAUAAAAAUAUAUUGGAAAAUAACCAUUAUUUGCCUCCUUCUGGACUCUCUUCAGAAGGUCUUUGUGAUUGUAAUAAACAAAUUGAAAUAAUUGUGAAAGCUAAAGGUCUUAAACGUAAAUCAACAAUGGUUAUGAGCAAUCCAACUAGUCAUAAAAGUAUAGAAGAAAAAAAAAGACCUGGUAAUAGUGGUGAUGUCCACCAAAGCUGGGGUAAAGCUUUAAUAGAACAAAAUAAAGCAGUUAUAAAACAAGGUUUGCAACAAUUUCAGACAAAAACAACAGGUUCAAAAUCAUUAAAACAUAGUAGUGAAACUAAAGAAAUUAAGAAACAUUCCUUAAAUCAUCAAAAACCAAAUCAUAAACAUUUAGAUGAAUUGCCUAUUAAACAAUCAGCUUCUCAAAAAAGGAUAGAAGAACAUAUAAAAUCUAUACCACGAACUGCAAAUCCUUCAAGUACAUCAAUUCCAAGUACUGUGGAAUCUAUUAUAGUUUAUGAUAAAGGUGUGCAAUGUGAUGGAAUACUUGAUUAUUUUGAUGAUAGAUUUGGUGUUUUUAAUCCAGUUCGUACAUUACAUUUUUUAAUAAAGGAAUUAGAACAUUUAGUUAAAGAUGAUAAAGCUAAUAAGAUUCUUACUAAUAUGGAACAAGCAUUAUUAAGAAUAUCAAUGGAACCUGAUAAACUACCUAUGCAGGAGUUAGAAACCAAAUCAGAAACGACUAGACAAAUGAGUUUAAUGUGUGAUGCAUUACAAAAUGAAAGAGAUUCUUUAGUGAGACAAAAUCAGGAAAUAUGUUCUUUAUUGCACGAAAAUCGUGAAAAGCAGUUAGAUCUUGAAAAAACUGUAAAAACAUUAAAACAAGAAUUAGAAGAAACUGUUAAAAUUAGAGAUAAAACGAUAAUUGAAUUAAAAGAAAAGAUUAAAAAUUAUGAAUUUUCGCAAAAAAUUAUAUCAGACUUAAGAACAAAUCUUGCUGAACAAAAGGAACUUUUAAGUCAAAGAUAUCUAGAAGUACAAUGUAUAACUCUUGAAAAAGACAAAUUUUCAGCUCUAUCAUUAUAUAAAGAUUCUUUAUUAAAUGAUCUUCGUAAUCAAAUCAAGGAAUUGCAAAAUUGUAUUGCUGAUCAAUUAUGUAAUUUAAAAGAUAGUUAUAUUCAAGAAGAAUGUCCAAAUCCACAAAUUUCAUUAGUACAUGGAGGUCGUGUAUGUUCAUCACCUACUUCUACUUCUUCACGUGAUUCAAAUAUACGUACCUCUUGGCAUGAUAUAUCCGAUAUUUCUUUAUCCACGGAUCACAAUCCGUCUAAAAUUAAAAAUGUACAAGAUUUAUUUCAUAUAUCAGAUAAAAUUCCAGCUUUUUUAGAAAUCCAAGGCGAGACUUCAGAAAAUAAACGAACUAAGAAUAUUAAGGAAGCUUCAACCAAAGAUUCCGCAAAUUUAGACUUCAUUAGUUUACCUGCUGGAGAAUCUUCACUUACACUUUUACCUUCUUAUAAAGAUCUUGGCUGCACAGAGAUCAGUAAAUCUGUUAAUAAAGGGGAUGGUGAUGUAAUAACAUUUAGUAAUAAAAAAAAUGAUAAUUUAGAUAAUUUUAAAAGUACUAAUAAAAUAUCAUCAUUGGAACAUUUAAAUUAUUCUCUUCAAAAAAAAGAAACUGAUAUAAAAGAAUCAAGUAGAAUUAAAAAAUCUUUAGAAUCAAAUAAAGAAGAAAGUUCUGAAAAAAAAUCUAUUGUGAAUGAAGAUAAUGCUAAUAUUUUAAAAGAUAAUUUGACCCAUAAUUUAAUAAGCUCUACUAUAACAGAACAAUUUCAAAAUAUAUUCCAAGAUAUAAGAAUUCAAAGUAGAAUGCCUGUUAAGGUACCCAGUCCACCAAGGAAUUAUCCUAAUCCUGAAUGGAGUGAUAGUACUUUACCCAGUAUCAGUACUGUUUCAGGGAUAUAAAUGUGAUAUAAAUUUUUCUCUCAUUGACAUUUUAAGCUUAUAUUAAAUCUUUUGUAAAAGAAUCUUAUUGUGCAGUCAUAUUUUUUAUCAAAAUAGAAAUGAUUUUAAAAGAUUUAAAAAUUAAAUUAUAUUUUUAUAAUUUCAACAUGAUAUAAUAGUAUAUUUUUAAAUAAUAAUUUAUAAAAAAUAUAGAAAAUAUAUAUUAUAUCAAUUAUAUUGAUUUCUAAUUCAAAGUGUAUUUUUUUUCUAAUAUAUGUAUAUAUUCAUGUAUAAAUUUCAUUUGUAAAUUUAAAAUUUGUACAAAUUAAUAUAUUAUCUAUGAAAAAAAAAAAGAAAAAAGAUAAUUUUUAGAUACAAAUGUUAUUACAAGUUUAUAGAGAAAGCCUCUAAUGUUUGUAUGUAAUUUAAAAGUUACAUGCAUUAUAUAAAUUAAAAAACUCUUAUAGGGUAACGGAAACAUUAAUAUCAAAGUAUAUAAUAUAUUUUGAUAUUGUUUUUAAUUUUGUAUUGUGAGGCAAAAUAAAAAUAUGUUUCGUAUUAAGUUAAUUUAAUGAACAAUUUUAAUAAAUAAAAUAAGAAAUUGACUUGUAAUAAA